AUUUUGAAUCCAGAUUUUUUAAAAACUUUUUCUCUCAGGCAGGUGCAGGACGUCCUAACCCCGGGGUCCUAACUGACACUCACAUUUUCAAGAUGGCGGCCUCCCUCUCGGGUUUAUUAAAACCUUGGACACCGAGAGUGUUCCUGGUGAGAUGGAGCCGAUACAACCCUUACUACCUGGAGCCAGAGGUCAGGAAGGAGGCCUACAGCCAGCCAGAGUCAGAGCUGAGCGCUGAGGAGAAAGAGCAGCGAGAGCUCAAAAUGAUCCGACCCAUAAAGGCAGCAGCCAGUGGAGUCACCAGCUCUGUCUUCAGCGACCCAGUCCUCAGUAAAUUCAUCAACAUGAUGAUGGAACAUGGAAACAAGGUUUUAGCCAGAGAGAUCAUGACACAGACGCUGGAGAACAUAAAGAAGAAACAAGUGGAGAAGUACCACAAAGCUCCAGAGGGGCAGAAAGAAGAGAUCGAGUGUAACCCCUACACCAUCUUUCAUCAGGCUCUGAAGAACUGUCAGCCUGUCGUCGGGCUGGAGAGCAUCCGGAAAGGUGGAAAGAUUUACCAGGUGCCCAUCCCGCUUUCAGACAAGCGACGCAGCUUCCUCGCCAUGAAGUGGUUGAUCACGGAGUGCAGGGACAACAAACACAGACGCACGCACAUGUAUGAAAAACUCUCCCAGGAAGUGAUGUCUGCUUUCGUCCACGAGGGCAACGUUAUCAGGAAGAAGAACGAGCUGCACAAGAUGGCGGAGUCCAACAGAGCGUACGCCCACUACCGCUGGUGGUAGAAGGAAAGCUCUCAGGACUGGACAGACGUCGUGUUGGUCAAACACGGCUGCGGCUGCUCAAAGUGCGACUGUAAAUAGUGAACAACAUAAAAACCUUUGGGUGUAAGGACUACGUUGUAAGAAGUGCUGUUGGAGAGAUGAAACAUGCAUAAAGGAGAAUGGCUUAUCGUGACUUUUUGUAUUGAGAACAUUAUGUCAUGUAUCAUAAAUAACCGUGCUUUUAAAUUGUAUUUAUAAUGAAUACAAAAUAAACUGAAAUAAGAAAAAAACUCCAAAGAUUUAUUAGAACAAAUAACUUUGCAUUUAAUAUACAACCCAACCAUAAAAAAAUGGAACCGAGUGAAGUAAAAGUGUUGCAAAUAGAUCCGUUAUAUUGCAGUCAGGUCUGUCGGCUGUCAUUAAGGGACUGGAAAUUCUACAACAUUCAAACCUAGUUCUUCCUAAUUGCACUAAAUCCUUAUUUAACUUUUUACAAUUAGUUUAUUACACAAACCUGUUUUUCCUCAACGUGUUUAAUUUGGCCUGAAAGUGGUGACAAACACCGAAGCUGCAUCUUUAAAUCUUCCAGCACUGAAGCAGAAAAAGGGGAUUUGGGGAACUUUCAAUUCAACUUAACUGCAUAUUUAACAUUAAGAAUAUCUUGACUUGUCGGACUACCUUUAAGCCAAUUAUGCAUUUAGCUUGACUCGUUUACUUUCUGCAGGUAAAAGUUGUCAAGAUUACGAAAUGAACAAGAGCUCAUGUUUGAACAGCGGGGCGUUGAGUGGAUAUUUUUGACUCCAAGGCACAGCUUUGGUUGAAGACCUUGAAGCCGUCACUGAGUGAGUUCAGCUACAUCGUGUUGCUAGCGCUGAUGGAUUUAUGUGAAAAACACUUUUCUACCAGCUUCAUACUCAGAACUGACCUGCAAAUAUAUAAACGGGGGAAAAUAUGUUCUCCUCUAGCACCUCGAGUACAAAUGAACAGUUCAGACUCUGAGUCGUCUGCAGCGGACGAUGCUGUUCAUGAUUUGUUGGCACAACUUCUUAAAACAUAAAUUGUGAAUCCAGAAAUGUAUGAAAGAUCUGACUGAUGUAUCUGUAGAAAAACGGUUCAAAUGUUAAGUAUAACCAAUCUUUUGGUUUUUCAUUCCUAAGUUGUAACAAAAUUUCUAAGAAAGAAAAUAAAAAGGAAAAUCCCUGAUUUAAGACAGUACUUCAUAUGAAUAAACAGUAACUGGAAAAAGUCGGCAGAACUGCAAUUCAAACCUUCAGUCAAAUUGGAAUUCUACGCUAAACUAUCUAAAUUAUUAAAAUACUUUCUGAUUAAUUUAAAUGUAACAAUAAUAAAACUAAAGCAAAGACCAAAUCUGACUGGAAUGUCUCCUCCAACGCCUUUGGAUUUGGUAAACUUAAGUUGAAAUGUUCUCUGAAAACAGGAAUGCUAGAAAGAUUAGAAACAUAAUAAACACCUUCAGCUCCUCCAGCUGGAUUCAAACUUGAAACAAAGUGUACCUGAAUGUGGCUAAACCUCGCUGAGUGAACUCAUGACCUAUUGCACAUUCCACAUCCAGGACACCGUGUCUCAGUAAUAUUAUGAAACGCAGCAACAACCCAGCAAAAUCAAACUCUUUUUACACGUGAUGACCUGUCAUCUUCUCCACUGAUUACCUGGAAGAUGACGCUGCCUAUUUGCUGGUUUUAUAAUCAGGUGUGACUCAUGAUGUGUCCAAGGUGCUUGACGGUUCUGAUGGUCAGCUCCUGGCCACCGUCCUAGUCGCUGAUUUCACUGUAGUAGUACUUGUGGGCGGUGCUGCUGAGCAUCCAGCCUCCGGCCCUGAACUCCAGGAUCUCCAGCAGCAGCAGACGGGCCAUGGAGGAGAGGCCCUCCUGGAGCAAGAAGCCGUCCCGCAGCAGGAAGAACAGUUCAUCCAUCCGCUGGUUGUUCACCUUCUCCAGCUGCUCUCCGAUGCGAUGCAGCUGCAGCACCAGGCAGUCGACCUGCAGAGGGAGGAGGAGGAGAGACGAGGCUUCAUUCAAAGUUUUCUAUAUUGAAAUGAGACAAUGUUGAUUGAAACUGAAAGAAAAAUAUCCUUUUAGUAUCAUGUACAGCUGUGGAACCAAGUAAAUAUAUUACUGAUUGCAUCGAAGGUCUUCGUGUGAGCAGCUGAGUGGAUUUCCUCACACAUCUUAGGAUUUACAACAUUACAAACCAAAUAGUUUGACUUCUUUUGCUUUUAAUGCAACACAUAUUCAGGUACGCUUUGCUGCCUUGUACUGAAAAAUAGAUACUCAACCUUUUUAAUUCAAUUCAAUUUUAUUUAUAUAGCGCCAAUUAUAGGUCAAAUUGUCUCAAGAUGCUUUACAGAACCCUCUAACAGGUUAGGACGAAAGAUGAAGACAAAGGUGAAGACAAUAUUACAGGAACAUAAAAACUCUAACUUCCACACUGAUAAACUGUUUUUAUCCCAGAGCUCUCCAAUCCAUUUCCCCUGCACACACAAACAGACACACUAUGUGCAAUAAAGAACUGAGUCUUACACUGUAAAACCUGUCUCACUGCUCAUUUUGCACCGAUCCUGUUUACAUAUUUACAUCCUCUGAGUGUUUUUUUUUUUUUUUGUAUAUAGUGUGAAUUUUUCAAUUUUUUAUCCAUUGCUGGUAUCAAAAUUUCGCUGUGAAAACAUGACAAUAAAGAUGCUUGAUUCUUGA
Molecule: messenger RNA, 3472 nt
Organism: Amphiprion ocellaris (clown anemonefish)
Lineage: Eukaryota; Metazoa; Chordata; Actinopteri; Pomacentridae
Gene: mrps7
Product: mitochondrial ribosomal protein S7
Exons: 5
Coding region: 93-782 (229 amino acids)
Biological process (GO): translation; ribosomal small subunit assembly
Cellular component (GO): ribosome
Molecular function (GO): rRNA binding; structural constituent of ribosome; mRNA binding
Source: RefSeq, a predicted model, not a curated record